AUGCCAAAAGUCCACCUCCUCGACUAUGUUGCGGGCAACAUCCGCUCGCUAGUCAACGCGAUUGAGAAGUGUGGAUAUGAAGUCGACUGGAUCAGGAGCCCUGAGGAUGUAAAAACAGCAGAGAAAAUCAUACUCCCUGGCGUAGGCCAUUUCGGCCACUGCCUCAGCUCCCUCGAGUCAGCAGGCUAUCUCCCCGCCAUCCACGAACACAUCUCAUCUGGCAAGCCCUUCUUCGGCAUCUGCGUCGGCCUACAAGCUCUGUUCGCCGGAUCCGAAGAAGCCCCUUCUACUGAGGGCUUGAACGUCAUCCCAACACACCUCCGACGUUUCAGCCCGUCGAACAAAGACGGCUCACGAAAGUCGGUACCAUGCAUAGGCUGGAACGACGCCUCGAUCUUGCACCAUGACACAGAAGCCUCCACAUCAUCAUCCGAUGCUUCGCCCAAAAGCUUCUACGGCCUCAACCCAACAAGCAAAUACUACUACGUGCACAGCUACGCGGCGCCCUACACGCCCGGCCAACUCGAAAAAGAAGGCUGGACCGUGGCAACCGCAACCUACGGCGAUGAGACAUACGUAGGCGCCAUCGGCCGCGGAAACAUCUUCGCCACACAAUUCCACCCAGAGAAAUCAGGCGCCGCUGGCCUGCGAGUCAUCAAAGCUUUUCUUCAGGGCCAAGUAUGGUCCGAGACCACCCUAAAAUCUCAGCCUGGCACGUCGCUACCCACGAAGUUCGCCUCCGACGCCAGCACCAACGGCCUGACAAGACGCAUAAUCGCAUGUCUGGAUGUCCGAACCAACGACACCGGCGACCUCGUCGUGACGAAAGGCGACCAAUACGACGUUCGCGAGAAGACCGCCGGAUCUCAAGUCCGCAAUCUAGGCAAGCCAGUCGACAUGGCGCGCAAAUAUUACACCCAGGGUGCCGACGAAGUGACAUUCCUCAACAUCACGAGUUUCCGUGACUGUCCUGUCGCCGAUCUACCAAUGCUUGAAAUUCUUCGUCGGACAAGCGAGACAGUGUUCGUCCCGCUUACGAUCGGGGGUGGGAUCCGCGAUACACUCGAUCCAAGUACGGGCAAGAACGUGUCGGCUCUGGAUGUGGCGAAGCUGUAUUUCGCGAGUGGCGCGGAUAAAGUCUCGAUCGGUAGCGACGCUGUGAUCGCGGCGGAGGAGUACUACGCCAACAAGAAGGAGUUGACCGGCAAGACUGGGAUCGAGACUAUUUCCGCUGCGUACGGACGGCAGGCCGUGGUGGUCAGCGUGGAUCCUAAACGUGUGUAUGUGAAGGACCCGAACGAGACGCCUCAUGUCACAGUCAAGACUAAGUUCCCGGACGCCGAGGGUAAGAAGUAUGUAUGGUUCGCGUGCACGAUCAAAGGAGGUCGCGAAACGCGCGAUUUGGACGUGGUGCAACUGGUCACUGCUGUCGAGGCCAUGGGUGCCGGUGAAAUUCUUUUGAAUGCUAUUGAUCGAGACGGUCAGAAUUCGGGGUACGAUCUCGAGUUGAUCGGGAUGGUCAAGGAGAGUGUUGGCGUUCCAGUGAUUGCGAGCUCUGGAGCCGGAAAUCCGGGGCAUUUUGAGGAGGUGUUUCGCCGGACGGAUGUCGAUGCUGCGCUUGGUGCGGGAAUGUUCCAUCGAGGAGAGUAUACGGUCGCACAGGUCAAGGAGCAUUUGGGACAGGCUGGGUUAUUGGUCAGGCCGUUUGAGGAAUUUGAGCCUUAG
This is a messenger RNA of Exophiala viscosa, 1725 nucleotides long. RefSeq names its product imidazole glycerol phosphate synthase hisHF. Gene Ontology annotation, molecular function: oxo-acid-lyase activity; imidazoleglycerol-phosphate synthase activity. The transcript is spliced from 3 exons. The coding region runs from base 1 to 1725 and encodes 574 amino acids. Gene Ontology annotation, biological process: L-histidine biosynthetic process. Lineage: Eukaryota; Fungi; Ascomycota; Eurotiomycetes; Chaetothyriales; Herpotrichiellaceae. The record is from RefSeq and is a predicted model, not a curated record.